This is a messenger RNA of Meira miltonrushii, 2163 nucleotides long. RefSeq lists its product as uncharacterized. The transcript has 10 exons. The record is from RefSeq and is a predicted model, not a curated record. Bases 1 to 2064 code for a protein of 687 amino acids. Gene Ontology annotation, biological process: protein import into nucleus; RNA export from nucleus. Gene Ontology annotation, cellular component: nuclear pore central transport channel; nuclear pore. Gene Ontology annotation, molecular function: phospholipid binding; structural constituent of nuclear pore. Lineage: Eukaryota; Fungi; Basidiomycota; Exobasidiomycetes; Exobasidiales; Brachybasidiaceae.
AUGUCGUUCGCAGGAGGCGGUGGCUUCUCAUUUGGAGGAGCAAAUAAUAACAACAACAACAGCCAAGCCAACAAGACUCCUUUCUCAUUCGGAUCAACACCAAACACGUCUACAAAUAAUGCUGCACAACCUGCUUCUUCAUCUUUCGGCUUUGGAGGUGGAAGUUCAACAAACACAGCUCCACCCGCAGCAGGAAACUCAUCAGGAUUCAGCUUUGGCACAGGCGGUCUAUUUGGAUCGAAUUCAAAUACAAGCACAACACCUGCUGCUAAGCCACCAACGGCUCCAGCAGCCAGUCAAAGUGGCACAGCCAAUAGUACAACACCAGCUGCUGCACCUCCAACCAACUUGUUUGGCACUCCUGCUUCAGGAGGUUCAUUGUUUGGACAACCAAAUAAUGCUGCUGCUACAUCGACAGCUCCAGCUUCAACAAGUACAUCCACACAAUCGACAUCUGCCGCAACUCCAACGCAACCCGCUGCAAGUACAGGUGGAUUCUCGUUCGGUAAGCCAGCUGCUACACCCGCCCAACCAGUGACAACCUCGACACCUGCAUCAUCAGCCCCACCAGCUGCCGCACCUUUGGGAGGCGCUGCAUCGACAGCCGCCACUACUACACCAGCUGCACCUUCUACUGGCGGAUUCUCGUUUGGAGCUCCUAAACCUGCAGGCACCACAGCUCCUGCCAGCACUUCACAGCCAGCAGCUGGAGCACCUGCUCCGGCACCUGCUUCUGGUGGAUUCUCUUUUGGAGCUCCAGCAGCAAGCGGCACAAGUACACCAUCUACCUCUGCUCCUGCUGCUCCCUCAUUGGGAGGUAUUAAAUUCGGCGAGAAUAAAGAUAAAGCAACGACAGAGACCAACAAACCGCCAACACCGGCAGCAGGAGGCUUCUCAUUUGGAAACGCAACUACAUCGACUGCCACCCCAGCAACAGCUGCUGCUGCACCUGCUUCAACAACAAACAGCUUGUUUGGUGCAAAACCUGCCACACCUGCUGCAACUUCUACAACAAGUACCACCACAGCCGCUCCAGCAGCUGGAGCUUCUUUUGGAGGAUUUGGAAAACCUGCUGCACCUGCCGCCCCAAGUGGGACAACGGCAGCACCAGCAGGUACAACGCAGCCUGCAGCAAACACAACAGCAGCUCCAGGUUCCAUUUCCCUUCCACCGCCAAGCCUUUUGCGAGGAAGGAGUAUGGAAGAGAUUGUGAAUAAAUGGACGCAAGAAUUAGAUGAAGCAACGAAAGAGUUUACAAGACAGGCAAAUGAGGUUGCCGUGUGGGAUGGAGUUUUACGUAAAGGUGGGAAUGAAAUUUCACGCUUAUUACAUGCAUUGCAAACGUUAGACUAUGUAGAACAACAACAAGCAGAAUUGAGUGUUGGAGAUUUGUUGGAAAGUGCUGCUGCAGGCGGCAUCACUGCAUUUGGUGGAAGCACUUCACGAUCAAAUUUGGAGACUGGUGCUGCUGAUGCUGAAAGAGAGAGGGCGUACGCGAUGGCAGAGUCACUCAAUGCUCAAUUGGACGAACUUUCGCGUAACCUGUCUUCAAUGAUUGUGGAAGUGAAUAAUCUAACAUCUUCCACAGCUGCAAAUGCUUCACGUCAUAGCGCCGAAGCUGAUCCUACGUCGCUACGUGUGGCAGGCAAAUUCAAUCAAAGCAGCAAAGAUCCAGUUGCCGAUAUCGUUGCAAUUUUGAAUGCACAUUUGGGCAGCUUAAAAUGGAUCGAUUCGAACGCCUCACAGUUACGUGAAAAGGUGGAAAACCUAAGACGUGGUCAAGUCGGUGCAGGAUCAAACGGUGUUGGAUCUUUGAAGAGGAAUGAAGGAAGAGCAAACAGUCCUGCCGCACGUCAUCGUGGUGAAUCUGUUGCUCCUUCCAAUGCCUCUGUACGUGAUAGACAAAGUAGUGUUGGUCCAGAUGCAGUACGUGCAGGUAGCGUUGGACCUGGCUAUGCCCGUGCUGGAAGUUUGGGACGCAGUGCAGGAGCAGGAUGGAGUGAAGCAACUGUUGCUAUGGGAAGUGGAAGCAAUUUGGGACGGUCUCGAGGCUACGGUCUUUGAAGGCAAUUUUGUGGAAAAAUAAUGUACGCAUAAAACACGAAAAAAUUCAUGAUGAUUUCUAUGAUGUUAAAAUGGGUAUAUUGUGAUUGAUAAAACUCU